UUACGCACACCAUCGCAUUUGACACUCCGUGAACCAAAAACAAACAGAUUCAGUGUGAAAUAAUCAUAAUUUAUGCCUUUUUCUGCAGCAAUUUCUUGCUAAGGUUAAGAUUCUGAUCAUUACUCGGAAUGUCCAGGCAAAGCUAGUGCCAGCAGGUUCAAAGAGCAAAGAUUCCAUCAACAAAACAGGAGUUCACAUUGAAAUUACAUUACAAUCACCCUGCCUCAUCCUCAGAUCAUCUGUCGCUCCCUUUGCUUUGUUUGCCACUGCAGAGAAAGCAAUCAUUACAGAUUUGCAAGGGCUUUUAGGAAAGCUCAAUUAAAGGAGUUUUAAUACGUAAUCGACAGCAAUUAGUAAAACUAUUUGUUUGUUCAACAUUUGUAGUUCCAACGUUCUUGGUUAAAGCUGCUGUGCAUUGAAAGACAAAUCUGAUCAGAUCCGCCUACUCCUGUGCACCAGACACUUUCACUUCUUCGAGAAAGUGUGCUUCAAUACAAGCGGAGCGUCGUGAUAUUCUACGCAAAGCGGCAGACAGUUCGUUUGCAACUCUCUCCAAAUGCCAAAUAUGUAUCGUGAGGCGACGCAUGCUGGUAGCUGGUAUACGGAUUCUGGAGCUGAAUUGAACCGCCAGCUUAAUGGUUGGUUGAACGAUGCAGAUCUAACGUUUGGUCCCGCCCGUGCCAUUAUCGCUCCGCACGCUGGAUAUCGCUAUUGCGGUGCUUGCGGUGCUUGGGCUUAUCGACAGAUUAGUCCUGCCGUGGUGAAACGUGUGUUCAUUUUGGGCCCUUCGCAUCAUGUGCGAUUGUCCCGAUGCGCCCUAUCAGCCGCUCAAUACUGCCGUACGCCAUUGUACGAUCUGAAGGUGGAUCAACAAAUCAACAAGCAGCUAGAAGCUACGGGCCAUUUCAAGUGGAUGGAUCAAAAAACGGACGAGGAUGAGCACAGUAUCGAAAUGCAUCUCCCAUAUGUGGCAAAAGUGAUGGAAGAAUACAGCGAUCAAUUUACCAUCGUCCCGGUGAUGGUCGGAUCAAUCAGCAACGAAUGGGAAGAAACGUACGGUAAAAUAUUUGCACCAUACCUGGCUGAUCCGCAGAAUUUGUUCGUCAUUUCGUCCGAUUUUUGCCACUGGGGCCAACGGUUUCGUUACACGUAUUAUGAGGAAGGAUCCGGCCCUAUUUACAAAUGGAUCGAAAAUCUGGAUAAGAUGGGGAUGGAUUUGAUAGAAACCCUCAAAGCAGACAGCUUUAGUGAAUACCUGCGAAAGUACAACAAUACGAUUUGCGGCCGUCAUCCGAUCGGUGUACUGAUGCAAUCCGUCGAAGAACUGAAACGCCGUGGUCACCGGAUGAGCUUCAAAUUCCUGAAAUAUGACCAAAGCAAUCAGUGCUGUGAUAAGAAAGACUCCAGCGUGAGCUAUGCCUCCGGUUCACUGAUAUUUGAGUGAGCUUCUCAGAAUCAUCUCUAUCGCUAAGGCGAUGAAUGAACGUGCUAAUCACUCGAGUGCGUUUCACAGCUUCUUAUGUGUCACGUCCACGGUAGUGUUGUGUAAAUCCACUAUCUCGGUCGGCCACGAUGCACGUUUCAUUCGAUUUUUUGUGUGUUUUUUUCCUUCUCUUUUUAAUUCGUUUUAUAUCACUGUGUAAGGCAUAGAUAAAUUCAUUUGUUUCUCAUUUAAAAUUGUAAUGAUAAGCUACAUGAUUUUAUUCAUAAAGAAAAAGAACAAAUUAUCUUUCAUUGAACAAUUUGCACCCUGAAAAUGUAUUUCAAUUCGUUUGCUGGCGUAUUUCUUUUUGGACAUCUCUCCUCAAGUCGAAUUCUCAUUUGCAUAACAGGAAGGGAGAACGGUUCCCUUUGUUUAAAAGCUCAUCAAAUUACGAGAACAUUUUAUGUAAGAAUAUACUAACCGUUAAAAGGGAUAGCUUAAGUUCUGAAGAAAUACAAGAUUUUUUUAUUAUAUAAAUGUUCUUCAAUUGCUAUGUAGUGUUUAACAACAAAACAUGAAAUAAAAAUGUGUCUAAUCGGAUCAAGUUUAGUUUAAAACGCAA
Messenger RNA from Anopheles funestus (African malaria mosquito), 2045 nucleotides. RefSeq names its product protein MEMO1. The transcript is spliced from 5 exons. The record is from RefSeq and is a predicted model, not a curated record. NCBI's taxonomy places the organism in Eukaryota, Metazoa, Arthropoda, Insecta, Diptera, Culicidae. The coding region runs from base 557 to 1444 and encodes 295 amino acids.